This is a messenger RNA of Cucurbita moschata (crookneck pumpkin), 402 nucleotides long. Its product is annotated as late embryogenesis abundant protein 1-like. The transcript has 3 exons. Lineage: Eukaryota; Viridiplantae; Streptophyta; Magnoliopsida; Cucurbitales; Cucurbitaceae. The record is from RefSeq and is a predicted model, not a curated record. Bases 3 to 248 code for a protein of 81 amino acids.
ACAUGUCUAGCAUGCAACAAUCGUUCAAGGCGGACCAAUCCGAGGGUAACCGUGAAGAAUGGAAUAGAUCGGCAAUGGAAUCGACAAACCAAACGAGGGACGAGGUAGCUACUACUACUGCCCAUGCAAGCAAGCAAGAAGCUUCUGGGUUUCUCCAACAGACGGGAGAGCAAAUGAUGCAUAUGGCUCAAGGUGCUGUAGACACUGUGAAGAACACGCUUGGAUUCAAUGACGACAAGUCGAAUUGAGUUUUAGCUUUUUUAUUAUUAUUAUUAUUAUUAUUAUUUUCUUUUUUACCUUAAUGAUUCAAGGAUAAGUAUUGACGACAAGUCGAAUUGAAUUUUGGAUUAUUAUUAUUAUUAUUAUUAUUUUACCUUGAUAAAAAUGUUUCUUUUUGGGCAA